Molecule: messenger RNA, 1850 nt
Organism: Mizuhopecten yessoensis (Yesso scallop)
Lineage: Eukaryota; Metazoa; Mollusca; Bivalvia; Pectinida; Pectinidae
Exons: 9
Coding region: 53-1597 (514 amino acids)
Source: RefSeq, a predicted model, not a curated record
UGGCGGAUCCCGCCACUUGAUCAAUGCGAGACUUACCGGCAGGACUUCCGAAAUGGCGUCUCACGGGGAACGUUCCUCUCCCUCUCUUGAGUCUCACCUCGUCAAGGAGCUCCGUACCGUUCCUGCCUGUAGGACCAUUGUUGGCUACUAUGAUGCCGUCAAGACGUCCAAUAGGUUUCUGGAGAUGGGACUGACCUACGUUGAGACGGGGGUGUGCACGGUCAUGGGGAAUAUGACGAAAAACCUCUGGGCGGGGUCCACCUUUGAUCGGUUAGCGGGGGACGGGAUAGAGAAGCUCAAAGUCAGAUUUCCUAUUCUGGAGAAACCCACGAAAAAGCUCGUGAAAAAGACCAAGCAUAAGACCAUGAAAAAGGUGAAGAAUGGUGCGACUACCAUGUUCAGCUCGCAUUUUGGCAGGAUGUUUACAGUCGGCCUCGAGAAAGCGGUAACCAUGACGGAGAAUCUCCUGGUCGACCUACAGCCGCCCGGACGCAUUUCACCAAGGAAGCAGGACGAACAGAAGAAUGGACUAAAGUCGGAGAAAACUGUUCAGACAGAAGAAGAGAGAAAAGUGACUAUGGUAUCUUGUAAGGAACAACAGACCGAGCUAAGUGGACCAGACAUGAUCAAACAAAAAAUGGACGCCAUGGCUGAGGUGGCACCUUGGUCCCGACUACAAAUAGUUCUGAUGGAAGUUGCGCUGUUUCCACUGGAGUUAAUGGUUGAGUUUUUGAAAGCUAUCCUUGGCUUCCUGCCCCGUUCGACAAAGACCCUGCCAAGCCGGAAGUCGACUCGUAAUGUGAAAACAACAGUUAUCUCCCCCGAGAAAAAGAUUGAGAUCGAAUUGAGGCGAAAGGUCUCUCCUAAAAAGCGCAUCCAGUCGUCGUUGCUAGGAAACCUAAAGAAAGUGACGUGCCGGGUGCUAGGUCUGGAAACAACAUCAAAAAAGCAAAGCGACAUCCGGGACUUCAUUAAAUGCAGUAAACAUCGGGGACUUAACCUUGACCCCGUUGUGGAGGGUGACGAAUCAGAGAAGAAGAGGAAACACCACGAUAUGUCUGACGAGUCGGAGUCUACGGACGAGGACUUGAUGUACAUGGACCUACAUGACUACCAGUCUGAUGAAGACCCAGACUAUGAGCCGACAGACAGCAGCAUCAGUGACGUCAGUAUAGAAUCUGAGGAGGGGGACAGUGAGGGAGACCUGGAGACGGAGAAAAUGAACAAUGAGAUGUACCAACUAAAGGACAAGCCGGAAUCCAAGCAGGGACAACUUUCGCAGAAACAGGACCCGAAAGGACAAGCCGAUUCCAAGGCGCCCAAACAGGACCCGAAAGGACCAGCCGAUCCCAAGGCGGCCAAACAGGACGACAAAGCUCCACAUAAACAGGACCCAAAGAUCCAAGCAUCGCCAAAAGCCGACCAAAAGUCUCAAGCUUUAAUCAAACAAGACCAGAAGACACAGAAAUCGCCCAGUAAGGACCCAAAGACACCCACUGGUGGACCGUCUGUGGAAGACAAGAACAAGAAUGUUUGUAAACAACUUCAGCAUCAGAAGGGGACGACAAUAAACUCCCCGCCGAUUCCAAAAAAGUGACUAUGUUGUUUAUCACCAAUUGAACACAGUUAUACCUCUGAAUAGGUUAGGAGGUUAACUCAUUGCUUGUAGGGUACAACUCAGGAAGUGAUAUUCUCCUCAACUAUUUCUGAAUACCGUCCACCAGACUGUUUAAUUUCAUUCAAAUUAUUUAUUUAUUGCCAAGUUUAUACAUAUUUCUAUUUCAUAGAUAUUAAUAUACCAUCGAGCAUUGUUGACAUCUGACUAGAUUCAAUAAACCCGAUCAAGUGCA